UCAGCGUGAGCGGUCUCAUCAAAAAAACCUAGCUACUUAUUUAAAGUACUGAAAGGUAGUCGUGCAUGUAUAAUUUCGAAUAGAAAUUGCUAGUUUGUAACCGUACCGAUGUCAGAUUGGUUCAAUUAUUAUUACCCUUGACAAAAGUCAGUCGAUGUAGCUAGCUAGCUAGCCCUACUGAGUUGUGGUUAUGAAGUUGAUAAGCGGUUUAUCUAACUUAGCUAGCUAAUAGCUAGCUGGCUUAGGUUGAUUUUUUACUGCAGAACAAGCAUCGAUAUGUAACUAUUGAAUGGUGGCUAAUUCCUUGACGAUUCUGUUUUGCUCUGAACUGUCCUGCGUCUAGUUAGUUAGUGCAUAUUUUCAACUUGCACACUAACUAGCUAACUGAUGUUUUUGAGUUAUGCUUAACACAGUUAACUUGAAGUUAGCUAUUCUGAAUGCAGGAGUGUGGUUAUGUCAUCUGCCUUCGAUAAACAAUGGCAACGACGCAGUGCUAGUCAUACCGUUAAUGAGAUAAUGUUCAAAGGUAACGUUACAAUACAAACGUUGCAUGUGGUACAGCAGCAGUUCGUUUUGCACGACGUGCUUCAUGGUAACUGUUACCCUGGCAUUUAAAACCAAAGUUUGCUUUGCCUAGAGUUCAUACUCAUGUUUGAACUACGGACUGUUGAGUAAUCACGUCCACGUUCACUCUGUAACUCAUGUUUCUUUUCAACAGGAAGUAACUGCUUGUCACAGCAGUCUUAAAAAAAAUAAAAAUAAUAAUAGGGUCAUUGGUCCUGUCAGUAAUGUCUGGCAUGGAGACCCUAAAUUACCCUAUGAAGUAUGGACCUGAACCUGUGUAAAAAAUCUUUUCAGAGAGAAUGGCAAGGUUCCGCAGAAAAACUUGCAUUACCUUGACUGGGAUAAUACUUUUCAUAUUUACUAUAAUUAUCAUUUUGAAAUCCUUGCGGCCAGAAGGUUUGGGGUUCGGAAGUCCAUUUGGUCUUGGGCUUUUUCCAUACAUCAGAAGAUCAGAAGGGGGAAACAUUCCUGGUGCUGGUGACAUGGAGGGAACCAAUGCCAAAAUGAGUACUCUGGAUUCUGAACUGGAAGUUGCAUUGGGUCAAUUCCCUGCCCCGAACUACAACCUGCAUGUCUUUUACUAUACAUGGUAUGGCAACCAGCAGUUUGAUGGCAAGUACAUCCACUGGAACCACCCAAAUUUACCGCAUUGGGACCCCAAAGUGGCUGCCGGGUAUCCAAAAGGAAAACACAAUCCACCAGAAGAUAUUGGGGCCAACUUUUACCCUGCUCUGGGGGCGUACAGCUCCCGUGACCCCUCCAUCAUUGAAGCUCAUAUGCUGCAGAUCCGGACCUCAGCUGUUGGUGUGUUAGCCCUUUCGUGGUAUCCACCUGGCAUGGCAGAUGACAACGGAGAGCCAACUGAUGAUUUUGUGCCUCUCAUUCUUGAUGUGGCCCAGAAAUACCAAGUUAAGGUGGUUUUCCACAUUGAACCUUACAAAGGAAGGGAUGACCUCAGUAUGUACAACAGUAUCAAGUACAUCAUGCAGAAGUAUGGGGAGCAUCCUGCCUUCUAUAGACACAAAACCGGUAGUGGAAAGCUUCUCCCACUGUUCUAUGUGUACGACUCCUACCUGUUGAGCUCGGACAAGUGGGCCAACCUCCUCAAAGACCCCGGCCGCCACAGCAUCAGGAACACCCCCUUCGACGGAAUCUUCAUCGCCCUCCUGGUUGAGGACAAGCACAAGAAGGACAUCUUAGCCGCCGGCUUCGACGGGGUGUACACGUACUUCGCCACCAACGGCUUCUCCUACGGCUCAUCCCACAGCAACUGGAGAACGAUCAAGAGCUUCUGUGACAGCAACAACCUGAUGUUUAUUCCCAGCGUGGGGCCUGGCUACAUGGACACCAGCAUCCGGCCUUGGAACUACCAGAACACGAGGAACCGCAUUAACGGAAAGUACUAUGAGACCGCGUUCGCUGCCGCCCUGGAAGCCAGGCCCGACAUCAUUUCUAUAACGUCCUUCAAUGAGUGGCACGAGGGCACUCAAAUCGAGUUGGCCAUCCCCAAGACGGCGGGCCAGACCAAGUAUGAGGACUACUUGCCCCACAAGUCAGAUGCCUAUUUGGAAAUCACACACAGAUGGGCAGAGAAGUUUGCCAAGGAGAGGGAGAAAUGGUUGGUUUGAGCAAAGUCUGUGAUGUGGGUUGAGUGAUUGGAUACAAACACGUCUUUGGACCACUACGAAGAUGUUGGGAAGAAUCCUGAAAAGUCUGUCUGACUGUGGUCAGACCUCUCAUCGCAUCAUCCUAAGCUUCAGUGACUAAGAGUUACAGUAUGGACAGGAUUGGAGAAGAAAGGGAGACCAAGAACAUGUUAUUUCAAUGUGUGAUGCAAGGAUGCACCGUGAAUAAGAUUUGUGGUUUUUUAUUUUGCAAAUGCAAAUAUGAAAUUAUCUGUCCUAUUUCUAACAUGAGACAUGCUAAGUGUUCUGCACUCUCAGUUAAUUUCAGUACAUUUUUUUGCCCUAUGAAAAGGUCUUCAGGAAAAAUGUAUCGUUUAGAUUUGAAGGAAUGUACACAUGUUAACAAAGUUUUGGUAUAGCUUACUACUGAUUAACACUAAGCCAAUCAGUUGCCAAUCUUGGCGUUUUGGCUUUUGCAAGCAGCAAGUUUACUUCCACAAAAACAUGGCUGACAAUUUUACAUGAAACCUUGUCAGUCAACUACUCCCUUCAACUAUCAUUUAUCUUGUUCUCAGUUCUUGGGUGAUGAAUUUGAGACUAUUGUUAUGCAAAGAAACUACAAAACUUAAAAUGUGUAAAGUGAAAUUGAGAACAAAUGCAAGAAAGCCUUGUAAGCUUCAGAUUUCCAGCCGCACUGACAAAGAAAUGUGUCCUUCACUGUCACUGUGUUCCUGCAUGAACACCUACCUCACUUUUUAAUCUGUAGAGCAGUGCUCCGUGCAUGACUAUUCUUUUCAUUGUUUUGUGUGGAACAGUCUUUUUAUAUAAUGUUCAGCCAACAUGUCUGUUCAGUUAAACCUGGCACAAAUGGUGUCAUCCUAGUCAUAAUAUUUCUAUUGCAAUUUUCAAUACUCAUAAAGCGCUUACAGGGGAAACUCGCCUCAACCACCACCAAUGUGUAGCACCCACCUGGGUGAUGCACGGCUGUCGUUUUGCGCCAGAACGCUCACCACACACCAGCUGAGGUGGAGAGGGAGAGAACAAUGUUGUUUUGCCAAUUGAAUCAGGAGAUGAUUAGGUGGCAGGUUGAAAGAGCCAGGGUUGGGAAUUUAGCCAGGACACCGGGGAACCACAUAUCAUUUGCGAAGAAUGGCAUGGGACUUGCUUUCAGUGAAUAUUCCUGAUUCUGGAUGUACCCAAUAUUGAGUGCCUCAGUUACAGGUUACAUAAUGUGCACAGGUCACAUAACACAAAGUGUUCAUUUCAGUUCUUACUGUGUAGUUUGAUAAAUUAGGCAGUCAAUGCCCAGUAGGAAACGUAGGAGAAUUAAUAGCCUUUAUGAAAAUACAAAUGAAUAGGGGUGUUUAUUUAACCCAAGUUUAACCACCUUAUGGACUGCGGGCAAACAUUUUCAAAACUUUUUUUCCUGUAAAUUCCAUAUAAAACAACCGAUGAAUAAUACCUACACAUUUUUGCUGUGUUAAUCUCUCUCAAAGCGUUAAUUUUAGUUCAUCUUGCAGUAAAUCCUAAAAACCGCUGUGCUUUCUGUAAAAUGAAACCCUUUCCUGUUUAAAGCUUCUGUUCAAUAUGUGACAAUUCUGGGCUCCCAUCAAAUGUUUCCUGUAUUCUUCUCUUUUUUUCCCACAUUUGGAUAUCAUGGACAUAUCUGGUAUUAAUAAACUGUACCAACCCAUCUCAUUCUCAAA
Messenger RNA from Conger conger (European conger), 3895 nucleotides. It is a transcript of the gene manea, whose product is annotated as mannosidase, endo-alpha. Gene Ontology annotation, cellular component: Golgi apparatus. The record is from RefSeq and is a predicted model, not a curated record. Gene Ontology annotation, molecular function: alpha-mannosidase activity. Bases 864 to 2192 code for a protein of 442 amino acids. Lineage: Eukaryota; Metazoa; Chordata; Actinopteri; Anguilliformes; Congridae. The transcript is spliced from 4 exons.